Molecule: messenger RNA, 546 nt
Organism: Meloidogyne enterolobii
Lineage: Eukaryota; Metazoa; Nematoda; Chromadorea; Rhabditida; Meloidogynidae
Source: the annotation of a GenBank genome assembly
AUGCUAAUGCUAGUCAAUAUUCCUCAUUUGCUUUUAUUUGCGCGAAUUUUGUUGCUUCAGUUAUUGGGACUUGUAGUGUUUGGUCGUCGUCCAAUGUUAAUAUGGUGUGGGAUUGCAAAUACAUUGUGUUUAUGUUCUUAUAUUUUAUUUGAUAGAAUGACUAGUCAAAAAUCAAUUUUCUUCGUCAACCCCCAAUUCAAAUACGGCUGUGUUUUCUCCUUAAUAGCUUAUGGAAUUACUUAUGGAGCUGCUCUUGGCCCAAUAGCAUUUUUUAUCACUUCAGAACUUGUUCCCCAAAGAUUUCGUUCACUUGUGCAAUCUAUUGUUUUUAUGACUAACACGAUUAUCAAUUUUGUCUUCUCUUUCAUCACCUUACCCUUAUAUGAAAUAAUUGAUGUUUGGUCUUUUAUACCCUUAUUUAUCGUUCCCUCAACUAUUUCAAUUUGUUAUCUGAUUAAAGAAUUGCCUGAAACUAAAGGUUUUUUUGAAUUUAUUUUAAUUUCCUUCUCUUAUCCACCUCCAUUUUCUACCUUUAAUUCACUGUAA